Messenger RNA from Rhipicephalus sanguineus (brown dog tick), 4662 nucleotides. Its product is annotated as haloacid dehalogenase-like hydrolase domain-containing 5. The record is from RefSeq and is a predicted model, not a curated record. The transcript is spliced from 10 exons. Bases 206 to 1378 code for a protein of 390 amino acids. Gene Ontology annotation, cellular component: mitochondrion. Gene Ontology annotation, biological process: glycerophospholipid biosynthetic process. Lineage: Eukaryota; Metazoa; Arthropoda; Arachnida; Ixodida; Ixodidae.
CACACCUCUCCUUUGGAUCGGUGGGAGAACUCCUCAGUCGCCAUGGCAGGUAGAGCAAGCCGAUUUGUAUAACCUAGUAACAGCACUGCGGAGCCCACGACCGCGAGUCUGAUGCUUCGUCAAGGACACAAAGUGGCCCUGGAAUCUCACAGGAAAAGUCUAUGAAACCUUAUGCAUUAGUGCUGCCAACAAAUAGACCAGCGCUAUGGCUCACUUUGGUCUUCUCCUCGACAUUGACGGGGUCAUCGUCCGAGGCCGGAAAGUGAUCUCGCACGCCGUCAAGGCAUUCCAGAAACUGGUGGACUCCAAAGGCAGAUUCCGGGUGCCGACCAUAUUCGUUACAAAUGCCGGCAACUCUCGGCGACAAGACAAAGCCGAUCAACUUUCAAAAUGGCUUGGAGUCCACAUCACAGAACAGCAGGUGGUGAUGUCUCACAGUCCACUGCGCAUGUUUCAGCAGUUUCACGACAAGCACUGUUUGAUCUCUGGACAAGGUCCCAUUGUGGACAUUGCACAUGGGCUAGGUUUUACAAAGGUCUCUACGAUCGAUCAUUUACGAUCUCAUUUUCCACUCUUGGAUGCUGUUGACCAUAAACGAAGACAAACCGAGCCUUCACCCUAUGAACGAUACUUUCCAAGGGUUGAAGCCGUGGUGUUGUUUGGUGAGCCAGUGAGGUGGGAGACAAGCCUGCAGCUGAUAAUAGACGUGCUCAUGACAAACGGCCUUCCAUGCCAGGCUGCUCCUUCUAUUCCUUACCCCCAUCUGCCCAUCUUGGCUUGCAACAUGGACCUGCAAUGGAUGGCUGAGGCAUGUCUUCCAAGGUUUGGUCACGGGGCCUUUCUAGUCUGUUUGGAGAAUUUGUACAAGAAGGUAACUGGUAGGGACAUGAUCUACACAGCGCUUAUUGGGAAGCCCAGCGAGAUAACAUACCUGCAUGCUGAGUCCUGUGUUCAGGAAGAAGCCCAUAGACUUGGUAUAACUCACCCAGUGCGACGCCUGUUUGCCAUUGGCGACAACAUAAACACCGACAUUUAUGGUGCCAACCUGUACAACCGCUACCUGGAGCGCCGGCGAAAAGAUGACUUUCCAAAGGCAAUUCUGGCAGCUGGAUCCAAUUCAGCCCGUCAAGGUUUAAACUCCUCCAUGUCCAAAGACUCCCAGUCCACUGUUGGGAUGAUGAGCAACUGUGGCGCCGUGAGCUGUACAUCUGUGCUGGUGCACACAGGUGUGUACAACGAGGACCUGCACGACGAUGCGUGCGAGCACACGCCACGCGACUUCUUGCCAGUUGAAGUUGGCCUCAAGGAGCCAGUGUACCGCGUCGACAACAUCCACUCUGCCAUAGAGCUAAUUUUUGAACAGGAAGGCUUUUCUUGAUGACCACGUGGCCACCUAUGACUUGGAAUGAGGAUUUUCCUGCGCACACCUUCACUAUUUUAAGGAUUUUUUUCUGGGCUGUCAAACCCACCCCCACCUUUUUUUUUUUUUUUUUUCUUUUCCUAGCUGCCAGUAGUGUCUUCAUUCACUUCCUGUUUUUGCUUUAUAUAACAUGUUCUAACACCUAAACUAUAUGUGCCCAUUAGCCACCCAUAUUGGUGCUGAAUUAUAUGUAGCAUGAAAACCAGAUAUCUAUUUUAAUUGUGCAUAUUAUUUUACUUAUGCACCUACUUUUGGGGCAGAUGGUAAAAUGGUUGAGAGUAUCUGUGCAAAUGUUUAUGUAGACCUUAAACAGAAGGGAGAUGCGUGUUUUUUUUUUUUUCUUUUUAAAAUUAUGCUUGUCAUAUGGUGGCAUCCUGUUUGCUUGGAUAGUGAAAGCUUUUUUAUUGUAUGCUCUGUUUUGCAAUGUAUAAUGCCACAUUAGGGGCAGUUUUAAGAGCCAGGCUUUCAUACUGCUUUUGAGCAUUUACCACAAGUCCUAAGCGGCAACCAUUCCAGAACACCAUGCAGCGUCAAUUCCAUGCUGCUGUGCUGUAUAAAAAUUGUUUCUGCUCCCAAAGUCCCCACCCCCCUCUCCAAGCAAAAAUCGGUCAUAAUGCCUAAGUAAGCUCACUGUGACUGUAAUGGCUGUGUUACAGUGAAAGUGGAAGGUGUUUGCCGUUUAUCGGCUAUGCGUGGGCUAUGCGCGGGUUAUAUGUGGGUCUUGUGGCUAUGCCGUUUACUUGUUUCUAGUAGCCUACAAUGCCACGCAUCUACAUGAAAAGAAAAGUGUGUGCAAUUAAAGUCGGCGUAUUUAUGAACCGUAUUAGUGUAGUUGGUAUGUAUGUAGUUGGACUGAGUUAAAACUGUCACAAGUACCACAACUAUGGCAUAUCAAACAACAGCUACUAUCUUAAGAAAGCCUACUACUGAAGUGCGGUUGGCACAUUUACUGUUGUAGAUUCCUUUACUGGACCCGUGGUCGAGAAGAUGUGGUAAAUCAAACUAAGACACCAUUUAGCCAAGUCUUUGUAGUUCCGUUUACAAAUCUCUUGCAGAUCGCACUCCACUUUUGUCACAUGUGGAGCGGCCCGGGUGCAAUAAAUGCCAAUAGUCCAACAGUUUAAACUCUGAAAUUACUGUCUCCUAUACUGUGUCAGCCUCAUUUGUAUGUUCCUUUUAUUGCUUGCUUUUGUGGAUGUAGUGACUGAAUUUGUUCCGGGCUCGGCACUUUUUUUCAUUAUAUAGAAGAGUAUAUAUUUGGAUUUCGGUGUGUGAAUUCUCUCUCUCAUCUUCACUUUGUCAUACAAUUCGUAGGUUCUGUGGGAAAUUUCUGUUACUUUGUUUCGUCCUGUAUUGUUGACAGUUCUAUUUCUGUCAUUUUAAGCGAAAGAAACAACUGCUGAAGUUUUGACGCCCUUAUUCUUUUUUAGAUGCGAAGCAGCUUAUGGCGGGGGCUGUGUCUGUCCCUCCCGCGUCCCGCAGCAUCCACCCCCCACUGCGCAUGCGCGUCCUCUCUCUCUCUCUCUCUCUCCUCUACUCUACGGAGCAGCGCGCACAACAGGUGGUGCGACAGCUGCAUACUCCACUGGGGGCGGCACGGUAGUUCUGCGGUAUAAAAUGACGGAGCCCGCGCACCUCAUUCUCUCCUGCGCAACGCCGCGAUGAGCGCCAUUGUCAGAGUUAGCGCCAGCAAAAGCGCAAGCGUCAGCUCCAGUGUCAACGUCAGCGCUGACACUGGCUCCCCGCUGCUUCGCAUCCUCACAUGGUUCCCUUGAGCGGGAGAUGGUGUAUUUUUAGUUGUGUUCUUACGAAGCCAAGGCUGCCAUUAAUCCCACGGUGUAUGUCAUGACGUUGGCGCCAUUUGUUUCCCUCUGUCUUAUCUGUUGUAUCGCUACACAUUUUCGCUGCAUUCAUGGCAUUUGUAUUGAUGCAGUGCUUUUUGUAUACGAAGCACAGGAAUGCGAUGACUCGCACGACAUCUCCAUUGUCCAUAAAUUUGCUCAACUUCAUCAUGGUUUUUUUUACUGCUACAUUAAUUCUAUGUGGUGGGAAGAGUUGUGCGAGUAUAGCGUGCAGCUCAUGGCAAACUGAGAGCAGCUUGUGCACUUUUUCUCUGUUACACAGUCCUCUCGCUAUGCAUUUUAAAAAUUGUGUAAUAGUUCAUUGUUUACUGUAACAUUGAGCCAUUCACACAUUCUCUCAUUAUAUCAUCAUGUUCAUGUUUGCUCUUGAAACUUUUGUUUACUUUGCUGCUGUAAAAAUAAAAAGCUGGUUUUUCCAAGUUCUCUCUUUGACGCUGUAAUCUCAAUUUUUGUUUGCACUGUGUUUGGUAAUGGAGAGUUUAUUUUUGCUUAUUUUUGUAGAAGAGUGCACUUGGUUGAAGAGUUUUUGAGUCGUCUGCCUUUCUUUUUUGCAGUUGAAGCUUUUCGUUGGGUGAUGUUUUGUUUGUUGCUCUUGAGUAGGCGCUGUUGAAAUGUAUUGUCCCUUUUUGAAAACAUAUUGCUGUCCUGCAGCAUAAAAAAGAAUUUACCUGCUUUAGAAUGAUAGUUCACAUUUUAAUGCUGUACAGUUAAACCUCAACAUAAUGAGCAUAAGUUCAACAGAAUAUUGGAUGUCGUUAAGUAAUGAAGUAUGUUUAUCGUUGGUAUUAGUACAUUGCAAACAUAUGCUUCUAAUGAAUAUUGACAGUAACGAAGGCAUUUUCAUGUCAUAUGUGACUCUGCUAUAACAAUGUUCAGCUGUCUAUGCGUACAAGGUUCACGACUUCUUGUUUGUUUAUGCCAUAUGCAAAUUUAUUUAACUACCUUUCAAGACCACAUCCGCAUGUAAAUGAUGUUUCUUAGAUGUGCGCUAGAAUAUGAUCAUUGCUCUGCUUGUUUUGUAACAAAAGCAAAAUUUACAGUAGCCACUGCAUGCUAUAAAUGGUUAUUGUGUUUUGAAGUGCCUUUCUGUAGACUCUGCUAAACCAACUUUCUGUAUGGUGUUCCUGUCACCGUGUCAUUUUAAACAAACAUUUCUAGUAUGUUUUGUUAAAACACCGUUGCAUGGAUUUUAUAAUACCUUUCAAUAUUCGCUUCUUGGUCAAGAUAGCAAUAGGAUGUGUGUGAACAAACGCGAGCAAGUAGACCUUCUCCCUUUUAGUAUACUUGCUAGAAUGACUGUAAUUAUUAAUUUGAUAGAGAGUCAGCCCUAUGACAUCAGAUGCCUAUUUAUGAAUAAACUGCUGAUAUUGAAGCUCUAAA